Messenger RNA from Hypoxylon fragiforme, 1925 nucleotides. RefSeq lists its product as uncharacterized. The transcript has 3 exons. The coding region runs from base 663 to 1700 and encodes 345 amino acids. NCBI's taxonomy places the organism in Eukaryota, Fungi, Ascomycota, Sordariomycetes, Xylariales, Hypoxylaceae. The record is from RefSeq and is a predicted model, not a curated record.
CAUUCUUGGCGAUGGUCUUUUGCCAUAGUAUUAUAUAACUAACUGGUAUAACUAACUGGAGGUGAAACCCCCGUCUGUAUAACAUAGUAUUAUAUGUAGACACUACAGUAGGUAGUAUGUAAGCGUAGGAGUAUUAGGCUUGGUAAAUACCUACCUAGGUCAAUAGUACUAUAUAACAGGCACAUAAGUUAUCAGUAUCGAUUGUAUGUACUUUACCAUCCUGCCGAAUGCUACGUUCCCAAGCUUCCAAACCCAAGCACAUUCUUUAUUACUAACGCCGGAUUGGUUGGAACACAUCAUGCCACACUAAAAGAAAAAAGUGAGCAGCUAGCUCUAGGCGAAGUUUUCUCUGGAAUUAUGAUUCGUGAGCUGCUUCCAACUAUAGCACUUUCGUAAACUGCGUACUGACUGGAUGGAGGGAUGGAUCGCCGGUGUGUGGCUGACAAGCCUGUGUCAUCCAUGAUGGCGGGAUGGCACUCUAGAGAGGGGAGAGGGAAGAAGAUCUCCUGCACCAUAUUGUUUUUUUCAUUUAUAUUUCUUGGACAAGUUUUGGUUUAAAAGAAGCGGCGUAGUCCUUUGGGAAGAUCGAUCCCAUCUCCGUCGUUUUUUUUUGUAAAAAGGGGAGACCAUUACGAAAGAAGCGCGGAAGCUAUGCUCUACAUAUGGCCCUACCGCCUCCACAACAGCUUACGGGCCCGUCCGAGGUCCCUUCCAUUCUAGCGGGAAUCGUCACUCCCCUCGUGAUCGCAAGUUUCGUCGUCAUCGGCCGCCUCUACUCUCGGCUGCUGCUAAAGAACCAGUGGUGGGACGAUGCGUCCAUCUUCGUCGCCUGGCUCUUCGCCGUCGCCGUCGUCGCCGUCGUGGGCGUCGAAACCGAGUAUGGCCUCGGCCACAAGUUUGAGUUUAUCCCUCUCCACCUCCGACCGGUCGGCAUCCGGCUCUCCUACGCGACGAUAAGCUGCUACCAGGUCAGCCUGGUCCUCACCAAGAUCAGCAUCCUGUUCUUCUACCUGCGGAUCCUGAAGCUGCCGUACCAGCGGCUCGUCGUCUUCGCCACCAUGGCCUGCGUGACCGUGUACGGCGCCGUCUUCUUCCUCCUCACCUUCUUCCUCUGCAACCCGCUGGAAGGCGUGUACGAGUUCGACUUCCGCGUCGGCCGCUGCCUGCCGUACUACCCGAUCAUGACGGCGUCCGCGGCGCUGCACACGGCGACGGACCUGCUGCUGAUCGGGCUGGUGCUGCCGCACAUCCUCAAGAUGCACCUGCCGGGGCGGCAGAAGGCGGCGCUCGCGUUCGUGCUGACGCUCGGCAUCUUCGUGGCGUGCGCGUCGCUGACGCGCAUGGCGGUGGCGUGGGAGUUCCUCAACCCGCGCUACGCGCAGUGGGACUCGUUCGCGUUCGCGAUCUGGACGACGCUCGAGUCGAGCCUGGGCCUCAUCUGCGCGUCGGUGCCCAUGCUGCGGCCGCUGGUCCGGCAGCUGAUGGGCAGGAACCCGUCGUCGAAGCCGGAGGUCAUGAAGAACGUGCCCAGGACCAAGGGCCAGGAGCGCAGAGCGGUAAACCCGUUCGAACCGUUCCACUCGGAGGCCACGACGCUGUGGACUAGACAGGAUGGAGGAGAGGACGGUGGCGUUGGUCUGUCGCCGGUGAAAUCUAACCAGGAGGUUCGGCGCCCGUCUGAGGCUACGGCUUCGGUGUAACGUCUUGCGAUUGUAUAGGUAUAUGAAUAUCUCGUCUGCAGCUGGUCUGGAGGGGGACGGGGAACAAGGGCUACGAUGAUGAAAGGGGUAAUAAUAUGAUGACUUAUGAAUUAUUCUUAUGAUACCAGUCUUUUUGUAUUUAAUUGAUGUUGGCUCUUAUCCAUCGAAACACAGAGUCCAAUAUACCGGCAUAUCUCUAGCAAAUAAAACCACAGUUGACAACGA